Molecule: messenger RNA, 4110 nt
Organism: Oryzias latipes (Japanese medaka)
Lineage: Eukaryota; Metazoa; Chordata; Actinopteri; Beloniformes; Adrianichthyidae
Source: RefSeq, a predicted model, not a curated record
AUGGGAGAAGAAGGUGAAAAGUACAAGAGAAAGCAGGAAAUGCAAGCAGAAGCCCGAGCAACUGGAGACCAGGGCUACUUGAUGGUUGAGUUUGGCGACUUCCAGGGCCGGUCCAUGAAGGAGGUUUAUGAGGACGGGAGCAAGGAGGCCCAAGCCCUUAUCAAGUAUCUGGUGACAGCACAUGCCAGGCCCAACACCAACAUGGCAAUUUUCAAGGCAUACGUCAUAAAAAGACGGGCAUCAUCUCGUGCUACUGCCCCUCCUGCUGCACCUUCGCUUGCCACUGCAACUCCAUCCUUCAGUGCAACUACACCCACCCGUGCCACUACCCCUUCUGCCACCCAGAUCCGAACCGGCAUCCAGCAGACUGCUGCUGUGAAGGCACUCUUAGGACUUGGCAAAAAUAUCCCUACUUCCCAGCUCGUCAAAAAACUCACAUCACCAGCUAAGCACCAUCCUGUACUGCCUCCUCCAAGAGGAGGAGGAGAACCUCCAGCCAAAAAUUUGGCCCAAAGGCAGCUUUUUACUGCUGACACUUCCAUUCCUCCUGCUAAGGAGGCUGAUGACGAGGAGCUGCUUCUUGCUGCAGCACAAUGUGAAGCACAGCUAAAGGCCUGUCCUGGUCCCUCUCCAUCUGUGGCAGCAGCAAAGUCAGCGCUGGAGCUUCCAGUCCACUGGAAAGAACAACUGCCACGCUUCCAGCACGAGUGGAUUGCAAAGACGCUUUUCAAAGCCAACCCACGAACCGGCAAGGCAGAACUUGUGUCGCAGCUAAAGCUUUGGUGGCAUCCUCCCCAGCCCGCUCUGGUUCACACUCAGCCUCCCGCCUCACCAGACCUCUUCUUCUGCCGGCCCCUGUUCCUGUGGAUGCCACAAAAAAUGUGGUCAUUUCUUUUUGUCUGCGGUCGUCCACAAUGUGGUCAGCACAGACUUACGGCGGCUGGAAUUUACAGGACUGUUCGUAAAGUCCUGGACAUUGAUGGGUGGUAUGACCUCGCCACGGAGUAUCUGGAAUGUAAACGCUGCAAGAGAAAAUACCCAUCCUGGUCAGAGGACAUUUUGGGGCAGAUGGACAUGGGUCAUCGCAGCCAUUUCCCAGCUCUGCUGACAUACAGGUACUCAUGUGACAAGCGGGUGCUGAGAAUGAUGAGGGAGAGGACACUGGGCAACAGCGUGACACAACUUUAUAAAAAGUUACUGGAACAGCACAGUGAGGCAUGGACACAGCGCGUCCUACAGUACCUCACAGCGUGUGAACCGUUCACAAGGGCCUCUCUUCAGCGACCAGUGUUUGCUGAGCCCCCCCCCAUGCCGGCCUUGCCUAAGCCUAAGUGGCUGUUAGCUGUUUAUGCAAGGGAUGUUCUGGGGCGGAUCAACGAAGUGAAGGCCAAAAUCACAUCUGUGUUUGGAUGUGUUUUGAAGAUGGACUCCACAAAAAAGGUCACAAAGAAGCUUGCGGGGGCUGCUUCAGGAACAGCUGCCUGGUGCACAAAUGUCGGCAAUGAACAUGGCCAGGUUCUGGUCUCUGUUCUGACAGCCGCUGAAGGACAUGGACUGGACGCCAUGGCGGCUGGCCUGAUGAGGCGCUACAGGGAGGCAGGAGAGGCACCCCCAAAAGUGAUGUACGUGGACAGAGACUGCUGCAGCAGACACGGCCGGUCUCUGGUGAAGACCCUGUUUUCAGAGUGGGAUGAGCUUGAGGUGCGCCUGGACAUCUGGCAUUUCAUGCGGCGAUUCGCUGCAGGUGUCACGACAGAGGCUCAUCCGCUCUACGGGAUCUUCAUGGCACGUCUGUCUGCGUGCAUUUUUGAGUGGGAUCCAGAAGAUGUGGCUGCUCUUCGCUGCGCCAAGGAGGCUGAGCUGGCAGCAAAGAAAAGUGGCCAUGUUUCCAGAAGGACGGUCAGUGCUCAGAUUAGUCGCAGGGAGUUGGCACUCCACUGUCGGAGGAGGACCAGGGGAGUGGAGGAGACUGCAGCAUUAUUAGGAGCACUCAUCCAUCAGUUCGACAGUGCAGAUGGGAAGGACACCCUUGGAGUUCCACUGUUGGACCACGAACGCAUCCAACAGAUUUGGAAGGAACAGCAAAACCACCUGCUGUGCAUCCAAGACCCCGAGAACUUCCCACUCUACAUGAAGACGGGCACACUAAAGAAAGGCGGCGUGGAGCUGUCUUGCUACAGGUGUGCCCGUGGGUCGACCUCCUUGGAGUCCUUCCACCUCCACCUGAACCGUUUUAUACCAGGAACCAGUGCCAGUGACGCGCAUUUCCAGGCAUAUCUCCUUGAGGGCUUGAUGCGCUGGAAUGAUGACCGGAUGGAGGAUGCUGUCAAAGGAAAUUCCUCCUUCCGGUUAUUCGAAACUUCAAUGAGAGAGGCUGUGGACCAACUCAGCCAAGCAGUGCUAGGGAAGCCCUGGGAUGAGCGUUAUCGCCCUCCUGGAGCAUAUACGGGUAAGAAAUAUAUACAUUUGUUAUUUUGCGAUUUAUCUAUUUAUCCUAAUGUCACGACAGCGUUUAUAGCUUUUCUUUUUAUUGUUGUAGGUGAAUUGCUGGGAAUAGAAUACCUGUACAGCCAGACUGGCAAAACAUUUACUGCCAUGCUUCAGACCCCUGAAGAGGAGGACAGGCUGCUGGAGGGAAUCGAUGACCAGGACUUCCAAGACGAGGGGUUUGGGGAAGACAACAUGGAGGACAUCACUGUUCCAGUGUUGGAUGACCCCCCUCUUGAUGUCGUUGCCAGCCCCUUAUCUUCACCUCAGCCUCAACUCUCAGUAUCACCAGGUGGACCUGAAUCUUCUGCUCAUCGUCUUUCCUCUGUGGUGGUGUCACAGCCAACUGAGAGUGAAAGCAGCCCUUCAGACGAGGCAGAGUCUGCUGUUGUAGGACCCGACGGCAUAGCUGGGUGGGACAAAGUCCAGGAUCUGGCCUCUUACUUAGUGGGACUCCGUGAGGCUCCUUACCUCACUGACCCACAAGUUACAGAGGCCAUUCGACUAUGGACAGCUCUCCUGGACGUGGACAAAAAGCGGGUCAACUACCAGCCUCGACACCAGCCUCAGCUUUCACACGGCCGCUUUAAGGCACCUAAACGCUCCGGGGUGACACCAGGAGUGGAAAGCGUGAAAAGGUGUCUCAUUGGACAUCCUGGGGGUCCAGCUCAGUGGCCAAGCACCAGCCGCUUGGUUGAGGCUAUUUGCAUUAAGCUUAGCCGUUUGCACAAGACGCCCACCAAGAAGGCUGGAGUUAGCACCCCAAGGUGGUCCAAAAUCCUCACGGAUUACCACCAUAUCCGGGAUUUAGUGCUGAGCAGUCGCAGGCUGAUGGAGGAAACAAUGAUCCAGCUGUUUGAGCUCAAUCAGAGGACACUCAUUCAGUGGUUUCAGCGGCGGGAGAAAAACCAAGAAAGGAGUGUCCUCGCCCAGGGAUUGACACCCCCCGAGCCAGUUGCUGUAGCUGCAAGCGACCUUCCUGCUCCAAGGCAAAAAAUGGAUGAGGCACCAUCCACAUCUGGGCCCAAAUUCAAAUUCAUUCUUCCUCUAAAUAGAGCAGGACAGGCUCCUAUUCUGAGACCAGGUCGCAGGCCUGCUGCUGCUACUGCUACUGCUACUGCUUCUUCCUCUUCCUCUGCUGCUACUGACAGUAUGAUGUGCCCCAUCACACCUGCCACCAGUGUAACUGCUUUUAUUCCACCUGUGUCAGCACCUGGAUUAUUGUUGGGGACCAUAAUUCCUUUCCCAGUUAUGGCUGUGCCCACUGCUUAUCGAUUUCCUGGAGCAACAACAAGCAGUGCAGGCUUCGUUCCACCUGCGACUGCCCCAGCUGUCCCUACUGUCCCUGUGUCACGCUCCACACAGAAGAACAGGCAAAGACGGGCCUUGGAGGAAGAAAGCGGCAUCCACAAAAGAAAAUACAUACGAGGAGUGAACUAUAAUACGUGUAGCAAAUGUGGACAGCCCAAAACAAAAGAAUACGGGCAUAGUCGCUACAAAAAUGCCACAUUUUGCUCGCGGGCGUCAAAUGGACGAUCAUUGGAUGACUGGUUGGCAGAACAGCGCCAACAGCACAAAGGCAGAUCACCACCUCCUCCUCCUCCUCCUCCUCCUCUUUCAUAG